Molecule: messenger RNA, 1260 nt
Organism: Penicillium soppii
Lineage: Eukaryota; Fungi; Ascomycota; Eurotiomycetes; Eurotiales; Aspergillaceae
Exons: 5
Coding region: 1-1260 (419 amino acids)
Biological process (GO): NADPH regeneration
Cellular component (GO): cytoplasm
Molecular function (GO): oxidoreductase activity; nucleotide binding
Source: RefSeq, a predicted model, not a curated record
AUGUCCGACAAACUCCAGGUAGCAGUGGCAGGCAUUGGCCGCAUGGGCAUGCGCCACGCCCGUCACUUCGCAACCCUCACACCGCGCGCCGAGCUCAUCGCCGUCAGCUCGCCCGUUCAGGCCGAGCUAGACGCCGCAAAGAAAGAGUUCGGUGUCCGCACAUACCUCUCCUUCGACGACAUGCUCGCCCAGGAAAAGACCCUCCAAGCCGUUGUCGUCGCCAGCGCGACGACCGUCCACGCCGAACAGGCCAUCAGCGCCAUCGAGAAAGGAUACCACGUUCUCUGCGAGAAGCCGCUCAGCACAAGCCCCGAGAUUUCCCAAACCGUCGUCGACGCCUACCGCACCUCUAUAAAAUCCUACCCUUCCCAAAAAGUCAUCUGUGGUUUCUCGCGACGCUUCGACGCCUCCUACCGCGAUGCCUUCGCACGCAUGUCCAACGGCGAUAUCGGCACGCCGUCCGUCUUCCGCUCGCAGACAUGCGACAAGCUCGAUCCGAGCGGGUUCUUCGUUGCGUAUGCGGAGUUCUCCGGCGGGAUUUUCGUCGACUGCUCCAUUCACGAUAUCGAUCUUGCGCUGUGGUUCUUCGGCGAGGAUAGCCGUGUGAAGAGCGUUGCUGCUGUUGGAAUCACGGCUGUGCAGCCUGAUUUGCGGAAGCAUAAUGAUCGGGAUAAUGCGGUUGGGAUUAUUGAAUUUUAUGGCGGCAAAAUCGCUCAACUAUACUGCUCACGCAUGAUGGCGGCCGGCCAGAUGGACUGCACCGAAGUUUUCGGCACGAACGGGCAGAUUGCGGUUAAUACGCAACCGCAGUCGAACCUGGUUAAUCUGUUUGAGUCGACUGGAGUGCGGCGGGAGAUCCCGCCGGACUACUAUGGGCGGUUCCGGGAGGCGUUCAUUACUGAGGCCAAUGAGUUCACGGCUGCUUGUUUGGAUGAUCUGCCUCCACCGAUGUCGUUAGAGGGUGCUGUUAAGGCGGUGCGGAUUGGCUCUGCUUUGCAGGAGAGUUUGAUUUCUGGGAAGAAGAUUGAGUUUGAUGAAACUAGCAUUCUAGCAAGGUUCUUGAUAAUGGAGCGAAUGGACUUCUUCGUUAGACGCGAUGAGAUAAUCAAGGAAAGGCGCCGUCUACUACAAGAAAACAAUGGAUACGUCCCCGGGGCCCAUAGGGAGGAAGACGGCAUCCGAAAUAAAGACAAGAAGCUCGACAAGACCAAGCAAAUACACCAAGAUACGCUGGACCUCUGGCUCGACAGAAACAAGUAA